Hyaloscypha bicolor E is the source of this 387-nucleotide messenger RNA. RefSeq lists its product as uncharacterized. The record is from RefSeq and is a predicted model, not a curated record. The transcript has a single exon. Lineage: Eukaryota; Fungi; Ascomycota; Leotiomycetes; Helotiales; Hyaloscyphaceae. The annotation marks the transcript as partial.
AUGCAGUCCCUCUCCCCCGACGAGCAACGACUCUCCCGCCUCUACGGCAAGCUCCCUUCCAAAUCCGACCACCUAGCCGAGCACCUCAAAGAGUGCAAAUACUUCGACUGCGGUGACUACGGUCUCUCCAAAGCCGGAAAAGCCAGUUCGGUCGAUACCGGAAGCGUUGGCUCCCAGCAUCCUCUCCCAGGGAACAUCCCACAUCUCUCUUCCCCCGGCAUAGGCAGCGCAAGCCAGGGCGGUAGUGGCAAUAGCAAUGUUCAGCCGGGAGUUGCUAGUGGUUCACAGAGUGGAAGUCCGGUUAAGGAGAGUAGCCUUUUAAAUACGGAGACGAGUAUUGAGGAAUUGGAGGACAAGGAUAAGGUGGUUGACAAGGCGAAUGAUAAU